Molecule: messenger RNA, 2669 nt
Organism: Daucus carota subsp. sativus
Lineage: Eukaryota; Viridiplantae; Streptophyta; Magnoliopsida; Apiales; Apiaceae
Product: wall-associated receptor kinase 2-like
Exons: 3
Coding region: 208-2541 (777 amino acids)
Biological process (GO): cell surface receptor signaling pathway; protein phosphorylation
Cellular component (GO): plasma membrane
Molecular function (GO): calcium ion binding; ATP binding; protein serine/threonine kinase activity
Source: RefSeq, a predicted model, not a curated record
GAUCAGCGUGUAGAUACGAGUAUGUAAAGGGCUGAACAUUCUUCUCAUGUAAAAAGUAUUUGUUCGAUACCCUGUGUCACAGACUCGGCACCCAUUGACUCGUAGACUUGAGAAGUCGGGCCUGCUAUAAAUUACAGAGCUAUACUGAGAAUAUACACAUUAAAACAUAAACUGCUGAGUGCUCAUAUCAAAACACUAAACAGUAUUAUGAAGGCCUUAUUUCUUUUUCUUGCUGUUUUAGUGUUCUUUUCUUGGGGGUUAAAACCGCUAGAGUCUACCACAUUGAAAUUCAAUACCAGCGACACUAAUCACACUAUUAUGCAGGCUAAAGUCAUUACAAUUCACCCGGAAUGUCAGAGGAAAUGUGGUGACCUAGUCGUACCAUAUCCGUUUGGCAUCAAUUCAGAAAGUCUCAACUGUUCCAUAAAUCCGUCAUUUGCUAUUACCUGCAACAGUUCUACCAAGCCUCCGAAGGCCUUCUUAAUGAAUGGUAACGUUCAGGUUUAUGAUAUAUCCAACACUGAGUUGCGGAUUUCUAAUUAUUUGGCUUUUAGGUGCUAUGAUAAGUUUGGCAAUCUAACCAGCGACGAAUAUUCCUACAUUAGUCUGGGAGAAACUUCAUUUACGUAUUCUGCUGCAAAUGUAUUCACUGUUGUUGGUUGUGAUGACUUAGCUAACAUAUAUAAUGCUCCGGCUGGCACUUUGCCUAAAGGAUGCAGUACAACAUGCCAAAACAUAAACGAAGUCACUGAAAACGAGACUUGUUCCGGCAGUGGCUGUUGUCAAGUACCCAUCAAUGUUGUGCAGUACUUCCGAGCCUAUCUCCACAGCUAUAAUGACCAUACAAAUGUCUCAUCCUUCAAUAGAUGCGGGUUUGCAUUCAUGGGCGAGAAAGGUAGCUUCACUUUUCGAGGUAAAUCAGAUCUUGCUGAUCCAGUUGCCUUCUGGAAUAGGACUCGGCAAAGUGUUCCCAUAGUACUAGAUUGGGUAAUUGGGAAUAAAAGUUGCACCGAAGCAGCUCACUUGAAGUCUUCUGUUUGCAAAUACCCAAAUAGCUACUGCAUCGACGGAAUUCUGGCCAGAGGAUAUAAAGGAUAUCAGUGUAAAUGCAAUGAAGGUUAUGAGGGCAAUCCAUAUCUCAGUUCAGGUUGCCAAGAUAUCAAUGAAUGUGAACGAGAUCAUGAUUGCGAACAACUCUGUAUCAAUACCAAUGGAACUUAUAGUUGCUCUUGCGAACAUGGGCACUAUACUGACCCUAGUGAUCUGAAGAGAUGCAUUGCUAAAAGCUCCAAGCCCCAACUGAUCAUAUUUGUAAUAGGAACGGCAAUUGCUUGCAUUUUGGUGAUUACUGGAAUGAAUUGGUUGUAUUGCAUCAUGCAUAAGAGAAAACAAUCCCAACUGCGAGAGAAAUUGUUUCACCAGAAUGGCGGUCUCUUGUUAAAACAGCAAAGUAUCUCCGAGGGUGGUAGUGUUGAGUCAACAAAACAUUUUACUUAUGAAGAACUGAAGAAAGCAACUAACAACUAUGCUGCUGAUAGAAUAGUUGGGCAAGGUGGUUAUGGUAUAGUUUACAAAGGAAUUUUACCUGAUCAACGUGUCGUUGCAGUCAAAAGGUCAAAAGUAUUGGAUCCAAGUCAAAUAGAUCAAUUUAUCAAUGAGGUGGUAGUUCUUGCACAAGUUAACCACAGAAAUGUGGUCAAACUUCUAGGAUGUUGUUUAGAAUGUGAGGUACCAUUGUUGGUAUAUGAGUUUAUAUCCAAUGGCACUUUAUUCCAUCAUGUCCACAGUACUGACGGAGGCUUGUCAUGGUUAUCUUUAGACAAUCGGUUGAGAGUUGCUGCUGAAUCUGCUGGUGCCCUUGCGUAUCUUCAUUCAGAAGCUUCUAUGCCCAUUAUGCAUAGAGAUGUCAAAUUAGCCAACAUAUUACUUGAUGACAAUUAUGUUGCUAAAAUAUCUGAUUUCGGAGCCUCCAGGCUGGUACCCAUGGAUCAAACUAAAGUGAUCACAUUAGUCCAAGGAACUUUAGGAUACUUGGACCCCGAAUACUUUCAUACAGGUGAACUAACCGACAAAAGUGACGUUUAUAGUUUUGGAGUAGUCCUUGCAGAGCUCUUAACAGGAAGACAACCAAUUUGCAUGGAAAAUUCUGUGGAAGAAAAAAAUUUAGCCACAUAUUUCAUUUCAUCCCUCAAGGAGAAGAAAUUAUUUCAAGUUCUGGAUCGUCGAGUAGUGAGAGAAGGGUCGAUGGAUCAACUUCAAAACGCUGCUCAACUUGUGAAACGGUGCCUUAACCUUAAUGGCGAGGAAAGACCAGCUAUGAAGGAUGUGGUGACGGAAAUAGAGAGUCUGAGGAAAUUCAGCAAACAUCCUUGGGCUAAUCGACAUGGCACUGAGGAAACUACAAGCUUGAUAGUUCAUACAGAGAUUCAGCAUUCAGACCUCUAUGAAAUUCAGCUAAGUUCUCAUGAUGGGAAUAACUCUGAACAGUAUAGCUCAAGUACUACUGUUAGUUUGUUGCACCAGCCAAGCAGCCCUCGUUGAGAUAUAUCUUGAACUCCAUGAUUUGUUCAUAAUACAUGCAUGUGUAUUCUAAAAUUUCAUUUCCAUGUCUAGUUACCGGUUUGUUACACGGUUCAUUUCUAUCUAGUUAUGCAUACAUAUUCGAUAAA